GCAGGAGACUGCUCAGAGUCUCGCUCUUGGGACCGGAUUCCUCUUCAUUUUUUGUACACUUAUCUGUUAUCUCUGUUUUUUUUUUCUUUUUUUUUUUACCCCUCCUCUUUCUGCACGCGCUACCGUGACAGCAUGAUCGAGUGCGCUUAUUUGGGAUAAUUUUCCAAUUAUGGUUCGGUUCAAGUGCAGAUUUUCUCGGAGCUGCCGCUGAAGGUUUCUUUCACAGUCCGACUGGAUUUCUCGCAGCGUGAUGGAUACAAAUGAGCUCGCGGUGCUGAAACUUUUACUUGUUGGGUUUUUGGUUAAUACCCGGAUGAUGAGAGGAGUGUCAGCCACUGACAGUUUAAACAUAGAGCCCACGACCAGCUGGCAGAGAAGAAUCUGCAAUGAAUCUCGCCUCCAGUGGGAAGUGCAGGUCUGUGGAGAAGAGUUCAAACAGGACAUGGCCCACAUAGAUCCACAGUACUGGUGUAACCUUACGCACUUCAUCAGUGAGUACCACCUCUUCACCCUCUGCACAGAGACAAAGUCCCACAUCGUCAACUGCUACUGGCCCAACCCGCUGGUGGAGAGUUACAUCAUCCGCAUACACAAGCACUUUUUCUCCAAUUGCACCAUGGAGCAGGUGGAAUGGGUCGACCCACCAGAUGAGACACUCACCGUCCUCAUCCUCAUCCCAGUUUUCCUCACCUUGGCUAUGAUUGCACUUGUGGUCUGGUGCAGCAAGAGGAGUGAUCUCUUAGCUUAGGUCACAAAGAUGGAAGAGACAGACUGAAUUUAAGUGCCUGAUCUCUUCCUUUUAGGCCAGUGGUGCACAACAAAGGCGUGCAGACUGUUUCUGUUGGUCAGAUUAUCCCCUAAGUGGCACCAUAAACCACUCCGACCUCCUCUGGAAAAGACUAAAAGAAUGCUCAGCAUUUUAAAGAAGUGUUUUCUUUGUUAUUAUAAUUCUGACAUUGGCUGAAUGUCACUUAACUUGGAACCAUAUCUUUGGUAUGAAAAACACAAGUGUGAAUCUCAUGUACAAAUGUACCAUAUAAUUUUAGGGUAAUAUAAAAUAUGAUAGCUACUACUCUUACUCCUUAUGUCUAUACAGUAAAUAUAGAGUAGCAGCUAACAGCUAGCUAACUUAGCUUAGCAGGACUAGGAGUUGGAGGUGUUAUCCAAAGAUAAAAAAAUUAAUUAAAGCAAAACUGUAUAAUAAGAAUUGAUAAUAAUAAUCUACCAAAUAAUCUAAAGUUCAUAAUUAACAAACAUAAUUUGUGUUUGGAGGCCGUAGUAGGGUACUGAUGCUCCCAAAAGUCACAAUGAACCAGAAAAAUGACUAAAUCCCAUGUUUAUGUGGAUUUAAAAAUGUAAAUGAAAUGUGUUGGAUUAGUGAGUUUUGAUGGGCUUCAUACAGCCAGUUGAGCUGGUUACCUCUUGGCGGAGCAAUACUAGCUGUUUCUCUGCUAAGCUAAGCAGCUAUAGCUUUUUCACAGGGACUCUUAACUCUGGAUAAGAAGCUCAAUUUGAUUUCCCAAAAUGUUGAGCUAUUCCUUCGAGGUACAGGGGAUGCCAGUUGUUUGAAAUGCCAUCACUUAACUGGGGUAAUGUGACCUGUGGGACACAUUCCUAAAGCUCUUGGAUCCAGACUUUUGACCUUGGAGAUUCUUGUCGUAGCUCUGAAUCACUGCUGAAGGCCAAAGUACCAUUAGUCAGUGACUGACCUCUAAACUGGUGGGAAAUAAAACUCACUGAGGAAGAUGUUGUUAAAUAUUCUAUCAUCACACUGUAUGAUUGCCUAAAAGGAAGCCAAAUCUGGACUUUGUACUGUUUCAAGGAAUAUGAAGUUGGUUCUUACUGGGUAACUGAAUGGAAGGACAUACUGCCCAAAGACAAACACGGUGAAUUAUCUGUUAAAUAUAUGGGACUUGAAUUUUAUUUGUGACUACCUGAGCCCCAAAGGACUGUUUUAUAUGAGUGUAACUUAUCAGAUAUUGUUGUUGAAAUACUGUAAUACUUACAAGGAAGGGUUUUCCUCAGAGGCAACAAUGAACUGACACGAAGACCUCAUACUGUACAGUGAUGCUCCCUGUCUGUGCUGUCUACUGUAUCUGUGUUGCCUUUCACACCAGUAAGAAAUACACACUGAUGCUUUGAAAUGUAUUCCUCAAAAAAGAGGUUUGAUUAAUGUUUGCGCUUCAUUCCCAGCCAGCUAUAAAUCAAACUAGACCAAGCUCUGCUUUUUAGUCAACAUCAAAGGAUCAUCCCUGACAUCGCUCACCCACACAGUGUCUGAGUCCACAUGUACAAUGGUAUUUAAAAAAAGGUUUAACACUAAAACUCCAUCUGCACUAGCUAACCAUGUGACUAUUCGCAUUCGCAAGACAUGCACGUCAUGUAACGUAAUGUGUCGUUGCUCAAUUAUUAAACCAAAUUGAAAAAACAAACAUCCAUUUAAUGAAAAAUUGCAUUAAUAAACUAAAAUAGAAAUUAAUUUAUUCAAAUUUC
Molecule: messenger RNA, 2493 nt
Organism: Melanotaenia boesemani (Boeseman's rainbowfish)
Lineage: Eukaryota; Metazoa; Chordata; Actinopteri; Atheriniformes; Melanotaeniidae
Product: receptor activity-modifying protein 3-like
Exons: 4
Coding region: 251-748 (165 amino acids)
Biological process (GO): intracellular protein transport; regulation of G protein-coupled receptor signaling pathway; protein localization to plasma membrane
Cellular component (GO): signaling receptor complex; cell surface; membrane
Molecular function (GO): coreceptor activity
Source: RefSeq, a predicted model, not a curated record